Messenger RNA from Paramecium octaurelia, 2153 nucleotides. NCBI's taxonomy places the organism in Eukaryota, Ciliophora, Oligohymenophorea, Peniculida, Parameciidae. The record is from the annotation of a GenBank genome assembly.
AUGAGUGAAAUAUUAUAGUAAGAGGAUGAAAUUUAAUUAGAUCAAGAAAACAUAAGAGGAUAUUUAGAUGAUCAAAUUUUAGGAUAGAUAGUUGAACAAUAUUAGCAUUAAGGACUUACAAACUAAACAAUAUCAUAAUAUACUUAACUAGUAUCAAGAGGUUGCUAAUUAGUAAAAAUUACAUAACUUAUUUUUCAGUUGCAUCCAUUAUUACCAAAGCUACCAGACUAGAAAGGAGUAAAAUUUAUAAGUUAACAAGAAUUACUCAAUUUAGAUAAAACUUUGUUGGGUCGACUUGAAAGUGAUUAGAGGUUUAGAACAUAAAGAGAGAAGAUUAUGCGUAACCAUUCGUAAUCCUAUGUGAGAAAAUUCAAUGUGACUGAUAAGAGUUAAUCUAUUUUGAAUGACAGCUGUUGUUUAAAAGAAUAGAUUGCGUUUUAAUUGGAUCAUAAUAAAACUUAAUUAAGGUACUAGGAAGAGCAGUAGAAACAAAGUAUAUUGAGAACAACGUUCGCUAGAUCUAGAUCUUAGAAUCAAAAUAAAUUACCAAAAAUAAAAACAUAUCCUGCCAAAAUUGACGAGGAAGGAUAAAUUAUGCCAGCCAUAAAAGCUAAAGUUAUACAAGUUCAGUAACCUGAAGAAGAGUUCACAAUUCCUACUCACUAUUUAGGUUGGAUAGAUGUGUUCUUUGGAAAAUGGAGACCUUAAAUGAGAGAAGGAGCUUCCUUGAAUAAUGUCUCUGGAAAAUUAUAUUUAUUUGGAGGAAUAAGUAGCAAACCAUUUAAUGAUGUCGUUAUUUGGGAUCACAAAGAGUGGUUCUAGCCACAGAUAAUUGGAGAGAAGGCUCCAUUUGGUCGAACCAAUCAUGUUCACUGUGUUUAUCGAAGGAACAUCUACAUAUUUGGAGGUGAAAAACCUUAUGAUGGUUAAUAGAAGAUAAGGGAAAGUACUAAUGAUUUUCGAGUGUUUAAUACAGGUAAAUUGGCAACAAUAUGAAAUAGAAAAUAAUGAGUUCAAAUCAUUAAGGUUUGGAGGAGAAUUAAUUGAAGGGAGAAGAGGAGCAACAGGAGCUAUUGUAGGAAAGCAUAUUAUCAUCCACGCAGGUAUCAACACUAAAGGAAGAUAUUUAAGCGAUUUAUAUCACUAUGAUAUUUUGAACAAUAAAAUGUUUUUGAGUUAGGUCGAGCAAAAUGACUUUUUUACUAAUGGAAUUGCCUUUCACACACUCGUCUCUGUCUUUAGUAGUUCAAGAAAUAUCCAAAUUUAUAAAAACUAUAUGGAUCCAGAGGAAAUGAAGGAAAUCAAAUAUAAAGUAGAAGGCGUAUACUUGUUUGGAGGAGAAUCUAAAAUAGGAACACUGUAUUCUGGUUUAUAUAUACUGAAUCCUUGUACUCGUCCUAUGUAAUGGUCUUUGGUGUCUGGCAAAGGAUAAUUACCAAGUAAAUAUUAAUUGAAAUUAACUCUAAGUUAGUAGAUACAAACAUUCUGCUUCAUAUUGUGAUAGAUAGGGGAUUAUUAUUAUUUAUGGUGGCAUAAGCGAAUCAUCUACUUUCUUAAAUGAUUGUCACAUUUUCAAAAUUGAAACUCAAUCUUGGAGCAAUGUUGAUUUAGACCUCAAAGAAGGAAGAGCAGGUCAUUCUGCUGUUGUGGAUGAUCAUAAACUGAUGAUUUUUGGAGGCUACAACGAAACUGGAUUUCUUAGUGCAGACUUUUAGAUUCUAGAAAUCGAUUCUAUGAUUGCCUAUCGAAAUAGAAGAUAAGCCAAUAUAGUUAAUCAUCCUGCUACAGAUGCUUUAUAAUUAUAAACUACGAAUCAGAAUGUCAAAACUAAGCACUAAAUUUACACUGACAGGAUGAGUAAAAUUAGAGAAUAAGUUGCCAGUCUUUCUUAUAAUAUUAAAUCUUUCAUACCUAAACCUAUUAUCAAAUAAAUAUCUGCCAAGAAUCUCAACAAAAUCAAUAAAGAAUAAAUGCUGUUUUCUUAAAGAUUGAAUGAAGAAACUUCUGAAUUAAUCAAGGAUUUUGAUUAUGUAGAAGAAAGCAAAGAUGAAAUGAAGGCCUCUGCUAAGCUGGAUGGCUCUCCACAUUCAAAUAAAAAACUUACUGAUAGGCGCUCAAUUUCAAUUAGAAAUUCAUAACCAUUUUCCCAUUGA